AUGAAGGUCAGAAGUAGUGCGCUCGCAGGCGCAUUGUUGGCGGCGCAGUCGACGAGCGCAAUCAACUUGGUUACGACCGAUGUGGACAGCAUCAAGACGGCCGCAUCUACAAUCGCGCAUGGUAUGAUGAGCUACUACACUGGCAACCUGACGGGUGGCACGCCUGGCUUGUUGCCUGCGCCAUACUAUUGGUGGGAAGCUGGUGCUAUGUUUGGUAGUUUGAUCGAUUACUGGUACUAUACCGGCGAUUCGACAUACAACGAUGUUGUUUCGCAAGCCCUGCUUUUCCAAACCGGACCAGACAACGACUUCAUGCCUCCCAAUCAGACCAAGGCCGAAGGAAACGAUGAUCAAGGCUUCUGGGGCAUGGCAGCCAUGUCCGCGGCAGAAGUCAAGUUCCCCAACCCUCCAGCCUCCGACCCACAAUGGUUGGCACUGGCGCAGGCCGUCUUCAAUUCCCAGGCGCUCCGAUGGGAUAACAGCACAUGUGGUGGCGGCCUGAGGUGGCAAAUCUUCACCUUCAACAACGGGUACAACUACAAGAACAGCAUUUCCAACGGCUGCUUCUUCAACUUGGCCGCUCGCCUAGGAUAUUACACCCAGAACCAGACAUAUUUCGAAUGGGCUGAUAGGAUGUGGGACUGGGUCACUGCUGUUGAGCUUGUCAGCCCGACUUACCAGGUCUUCGACGGUACCGAUGACACUCUCAACUGCACGCAGUUGAACCAUAUCCAGUGGACUUACAAUGCUGGCGUGUAUCUGCUCGGUGCAUCUGUCAUGUGGAACCAGACCACCGGCGACACCCAAACCAAAUGGGAAGGACGUAUCAAAGGCCUCGUCACCGCCUCGUCCGUUUUCUUCCUCAACAACGUCAUGUAUGAAGUCGCCUGCGAACCUUCUGGCAAUUGCGACACCGACCAGCAAUCCUUCAAAGCCUACCUCUCGCGCUGGAUGGCCGCCAGCACAAAGGUGGCGCCCUUUGUCUCCGACCUCGUGUCCACACUGCUCACCGACUCCGCAGCCGCAGCAGCCAAAAGCUGUACUGGUGGCAAUGACGGCGUCACUUGCGGCACCAAGUGGACUACGGGGACCUGGGACAAUACGUGGGGUGUUGGCCAGCAGAUGAAUGCUUUGGAAGUCGUGCAGGGCUUGUUGAUCAACCAGGUGGCGGGACCCGUGUCGAAUUCGACCGGCGGGACUUCGCAAGGUAACCCAUCGGCUGGUACCGGUGGUGAUACCAGGCCUGGUGCUCCUACCCAGCAGAUUACCACUGGUGAUCGUGCGGGUGCCGGGAUUUUGACCGCGAUUAUUUUGGUGGCGCUUUUGGGUGGUGCUUGGUGGAUGGUGGCUUAG
This is a messenger RNA of Recurvomyces mirabilis, 1353 nucleotides long. RefSeq lists its product as uncharacterized. The record is from RefSeq and is a predicted model, not a curated record. Gene Ontology annotation, biological process: carbohydrate catabolic process; fungal-type cell wall biogenesis. Bases 1 to 1353 code for a protein of 450 amino acids. Gene Ontology annotation, molecular function: mannan endo-1,6-alpha-mannosidase activity. The transcript is spliced from 4 exons. NCBI's taxonomy places the organism in Eukaryota, Fungi, Ascomycota, Dothideomycetes, Mycosphaerellales, Teratosphaeriaceae.